This is a messenger RNA of Sander lucioperca (pikeperch), 2463 nucleotides long. It is a transcript of the gene oat, whose product is annotated as ornithine aminotransferase. Gene Ontology annotation, molecular function: identical protein binding; L-ornithine transaminase activity; pyridoxal phosphate binding. Gene Ontology annotation, cellular component: cytoplasm. The record is from RefSeq and is a predicted model, not a curated record. Lineage: Eukaryota; Metazoa; Chordata; Actinopteri; Perciformes; Percidae. The transcript is spliced from 10 exons. The coding region runs from base 282 to 1607 and encodes 441 amino acids.
AAAUCUUUUUUUAAGGCUGAUUUUUAUUGAAUAAUCGAUGCAAUCAUUGGGAAAAGUUGCAACAUGGAGGCGUGUCCUCUGACGCAGCCACGCAUGAAAGCGCCACGCGCUGUGCUUUGCCCCCACCAGAGAGACUAGAGAGUCACAUAACAAGCUGCAGUGGAACCUUCUGCUUCAACCGUCGGACAGGCAGGACAAGAAGCAUCACUCGCGAUUCAAGAGGGUAAUAUCUAUCUUCGCUUCACUUUUUUGUGACAUAGCAGCAUACAACAAAGAAGGGAAUGAUUCUUCAGCUCAGCCGCAACCUGAGCCGCGCUGCCCCUGUUCUUAGUCGCAGUGUCCACUCUGGUACACGUCCCGUGUCCACCGCCAUAUCCAAAUUGAAGUCUGACCGUCAGCUCACCUCAGAGGAAAUCUAUGUGCGCGAGGACAAGUAUGGAGCGCAUAACUAUCACCCUCUGCCUGUGGCCUUGGAGAGGGGGCAGGGCGUCAACGUGUGGGAUGUGGAUGGCAACCGGUAUUAUGACUUCCUGAGUGCUUACAGUGCUGUAAACCAGGGCCACUGCCACCCAAAGAUCGUAGCUGCGCUCAACGCCCAGGCCUCCAAACUUGCCCUGACUUCCAGAGCAUUCUACAACAAUGUGCUGGGAGCCUAUGCGGAGUACAUCACCAGCUUGUUUGGCUAUGACAAAGUCCUACCCAUGAAUACAGGUGUUGAAGGUUGUGAGACAGCCUGCAAGCUUGCCCGCAAGUGGGCUUACAAUGUAAAGGGAGUUCCCAAAAACCAGGCCAAAAUCAUUUUUGCAGAUGGAAACUUCUGGGGUCGCACCAUGGCAGCCAUCUCCAGCUCAAAUGACCCCAGUAGUUAUGAAGGUUUUGGUCCCUACAUGCCAGGCUUUGAGCUUGUCCCAUACAACGACAUUCCUUCACUGGAGAAAGCUCUUCAAGAUCCAAAUGUUGCUGCUUUCAUGGUGGAGCCCAUCCAGGGAGAGGCUGGGGUGGUGGUGCCAGACCAAGGCUACCUGACCACAGUCAGACAACUUUGCACCAAAUACAACGUGUUGUGGAUUGCCGAUGAGGUGCAGACAGGCUUGGCAAGGACCGGCCGGCGCCUGGCUGUCGACCACGAGGAGGUCCGUCCAGAUCUCGUGGUUCUGGGUAAAGCGCUUUCUGGAGGAGUGUACCCUGUUUCUGCUGUGCUGUGUGAUGAUGAGAUAAUGCUUACUAUCAAGCCGGGAGAACACGGGUCCACAUAUGGAGGUAACCCCUUGGCCUGUCAGGUCGCUAUUGCUGCACUUCAGGUGCUUGAGGAGGAGAAGCUGGCAGAGAACGCUCAAAGGAUGGGAGAGCUGCUGCGGAGCGGGCUGAGAAAACUUCCCAAAGACAUUGUGACAACAGUCAGGGGGAAAGGCCUCCUAAACGCAGUCGUCAUCAAAGAGACCAAAGACUAUAACGCCUGGAAGGUGUGCUUACGCCUUCGUGACAACGGACUGCUGGCCAAGCCCACCCACGGUGACAUCAUCCGCCUGGCCCCUCCCCUCAUCAUUAAAGACCAUGAGCUGCACGAAUGUAUCGACAUCAUCCAGAGAACCAUCUUGUCCUUCUAAACUACAACCAACACUUCCACGAUACACAGACAACCAUCAAACUGAUAAUCCAAAUGAUGACUAUCAUCAUAUCAAAAAGUUUUUUUUUUUUUUCUUUUUGUUUUUUUUUAAAUAAGGGAUUUACUGUAGAAAUACAGUAUACAGAUAUUGUGUUAUAGGCUACACUGACAUGUUUGUACAGAAAAACUGCUGUAUGGAAGACGGUUCCAUUAGACUGCCUCAGGAAAGACUAACACAGGUGGAAAACAGGAGUGGUUUAUUUUAAAUGUUCCGCUGGUAAUACGUGAGUGUAAAUAAUCAAUGCGCGUCUUCAAUGAACCCUUUUUUAAUUUUUAAAAAGGAUAUGUGGUGUUACCAAUGAUGCAUGAUGUCUAUAGUUACAAAGACUUAGUUCCUCCUCGGAGGCAUACAAUUUUAAGUCUGAAAGACUGUUGUGCAGGAGUUGUUGUUGAAGUUACAAAGACUGAAGGAAAUACUUGAUGAAAUGAAGUCUGGUCUGCAGUUCUCAAUAUGACCAAUUUAGUAAAUGUUUCAGUUGGUCUACUCAACCACAGCUGUCUGCUAACAUAAACCUUGGGGGAAACCAGUGUUAGAUAGAGAGCCAGCUAGUCUGGGAAUUUAUAAUCUUUUCAGAUUCCAGGUCUUGAAUUUUUCAGAAUUUUAGUGCAAUUGUUUCUUUCCUAAAAUCUUUCAGGUAGUUUUAAUUAAUACAAUUGUGAGCUGUAUCUGUACAUUGUUGUCAUUGAACCUUCCGAUGAAUGUUUUAUCUGUUACAAAACGGUGUAAAUAUUGUCUUUUCAAAGGCAAUAUUACCCUGUAUAAUCCACUGAUCUUUAAAUAAAUUAUUGCAGUCUUA